Epinephelus lanceolatus (giant grouper) is the source of this 4966-nucleotide messenger RNA. It is a transcript of the gene faxcb, whose product is annotated as failed axon connections homolog, metaxin like GST domain containing b. NCBI's taxonomy places the organism in Eukaryota, Metazoa, Chordata, Actinopteri, Perciformes, Serranidae. Gene Ontology annotation, cellular component: cytoplasm. The record is from RefSeq and is a predicted model, not a curated record.
AUGUACUGGGCUGCUGGCUUCGCCUCAUCCCGGCCGUGUGUGGUUGAACUCGGGCGGAAUCACAGCCUGCCCCUGGGGCUGUGCGGCUCCGAGCAGCAGCAGUCUUUGUAUGGCUAUAUCAUCGCCUUCCCUCUACAGGACUACGGGGGCAUCAUGUCGGUUCUGGGCUCGGACUCCUGGUGGAAGAAGACUCUGUACAUCACCGGGGGGGCCCUGCUGGCUGCUGCAGCCUACCUACUGCAUGAGCUGCUCGCCAUCAGGAAGGAGCAGGAGCUGGACUCUAAAGACGCCAUCAUCCUCCAUCAGUUCUCCAGGCCAAAGAAUGGCGUGCCCAGCCUCUCACCCUUCUGCCUCAAAAUAGAGACAUACCUGCGCAUGGUGGACCUGCCCUACCAGAACUACUUCGAUGGGAAGCUGUCGCCGCAGGGUAAGAUGCCCUGGCUGGAGUACAACCACGAGCAGGCUUCAGGGUCAGAGUUCAUCGUGGACUUUCUGGAGGAGAAGCUGGGUGUCAACCUCAACAUUAACCUCACCCCGCAGGAGAAAGCUGUGUCCCGAGCUGUCACCAAAAUGGUCGAGGAGCACCUGUACUGGACGAUAGCCUACUGCCAGUGGGUGGACAACCUGGAGGAGACUCAGAAGCUUCUGGCGAUGAGCGGCCCCCUGAGUGACACACUGAAGUGGCUGCUGAGCCACCUGAAUGGCAGCAUGGUGCGCAGGGAGAUGUAUGGCCAUGGCAUCGGACGCUUCUCGAAGGAGGAAGUCUAUGCACUGAUGGAGAAGGACAUGAGGACGCUGGCCACGCUGCUGGGAGAUAAGAAGUACUUCAUGGGCUCUAAGAUGUCGACAUUAGAUGCUACAGUGUUUGGGCAUCUUGCCCAGGCCAUGUGGACUCUGCCUGGGACACGACCAGAGCAACUCAUCAAAGGAGAGUUGAUCAACCUGGCAAUGUUCUGCGAGCGGAUGCGGAGGAAGUUCUGGCCCGAGUGGUUCGUGGAGGUGGAGGAUAUUUAUUUUGACGGAGACAGUGAGAGCAGCGGCGGCGGCAGCGGUUCACCUACAGGCUUGCUGGACUUUGGCCUCUUCUCCAGGACUGACACUCUGGACGACAGCGACGGCAGCUGCCACUCAGCCGGACACACGCACACACACUCCCCUGAUUCUGACCACUCGCUCUUUGACUCAGAUGUGGGCACGGGAUCUGACAAUGACAUUCAGCUUAAGGAGGAUAUAAUGCCCGACCUGGAGGUUUGACCUGAGAAUGGAUGCGACUGAGACUGACAGGAGAUGAGAACUGUGUCGGUUAGCUUGAAAAAUCUGGCAGUCUGGACAGGUUGCCAGAUGGCAGCUCUCACAGCUGAAGAACCUAUUCCAGCUCCUCCACCUCUAAACGAUAUACCUUCCUGAUGGACAGACUGGGUAUUAAUAUGCAGAGCAUUCAAACUGAACCUCAUAACACACAUGCUACUGUAUGGUUUGCCCCCUCCUGUAACAUCAGAACUGUCCCAGUGGCAGUUUCUCUUUGCCUUAUUUGUCUUGUCCUAAGAUACAAAAGCUGGUGCGAAAGGUUAACACAAAAGAAACAUCUCAUCUCAUGAAAAGCGCGGCAACGACAGAGGAGCAGUGCAGACAAGACAGGUGGCACUUCACUUGCUGUGAAACGACGCAACUAAUCACCACUCUGCCAUGUGUCUUAACGCACAAACCCAUUCGAACAGGUGGAGAUUGAUCGUGUGGCUGAAAGUAACAGCUGCCGUGUCUCGGCUGUUAACCAUCCGUGUGCUGGAGAGGAAACACAGAUGACAUCGAGUGCCAGUCCAUGCUCUAGAUUGAUCCUUGUGUCAUUUCCUUUAUGCUACUAUAUGUGGGGAGAAUCUAUAUCAAAACAUAAUGUAUGUCUCCAUCUGAAGACCACAAGCCGAGAUGUACUCAGAGGGAAAGAGGAGCAGAUUUGUGCCUGUUUUAUUCACUGGUUAUUGUCCUUCUUUCCCCCCAUUUAGUAAUUAUUUGCUUGCACUUUGUUAUGGGGAAGUUGGAGCUUUCAAUCACUGGUUUUAAUACCUCUUUGCUUUUAGUAACAAGCUGUAAUUCACAUAUUUGACCACUAGAUGGAGGCAGCAGUCAGCCUGACGCCUCCUUUAUUCUGUAACAUCAAGGUCAUUCAACCCAGUGGACCUGCAGUCCAUUAAACACAGCAAAUAAUUUCUUCUUCAGUCCUAAACUUUAAUAUUAUGGUUCCCAUUCAUAGGUGACCUGUCACACUUGCAUACUGCGACUGAGCACAGCAACAAAUCAGCCUUAGUUCUUUCAGACUAAAGAAAUGGGUGAAAAUAGUCUGCAACACUUUUUGUUGUGAUAUAAUUUAUUAUCAGUGCCACUUUGUUAUUCUUUCUAUAUGAUCUUAUGUGUCAAAUAUAUAUUUUUUUUGUUAAUCUUUGUGUUCUUAUUGCUCUCAAAGAGAGAUGUUAUUUUGCACUAGUGGAAAUUUAUUUUCACCUUAUUUCAACGGGAGAAAUCUGCUGUGGAGGUGGAGAAGAGUACAGGCCAAAUGAAUGGGAAACAUUAAUGUGUAUAUCAGUAGUACAGGACGCUGAGUCUUCUGAUAAUGAUUGUUAUGCGAGGGUACCGUGCUGCUUAUGUUAAGUUAAUUUUCCUGGGUGUGAAUGUCAUCAGUGAAGCAGUUGAUGAAGUCUUUGUAGAGACAGUCGGAAUACCAAAUCAACAAAACUCAACAUCGCUAGUUUAAAAAUCUUGGGUGUAAAAUGGACCAAAAUGUCUCGGGAGGUGUUUGCUUUUGUCUGUCACGUUCAGCUUGGUGGAAGUGCUCGUAAUGGCAAUAUGAUUGCUGUAAAAAGAUUGUGGUGCAUAUAGAGUAGAUGUGACUUAAGUUUCAGGGUCAGUUCACCCAAAUUAGAAAAACUUUCCCACUUAAAUCUUGUGGCAUUGAGCCAUGCAGAUAGUUUUGGUUUUAUUCCUAAAGGUUUUAAGAUGUAGGCGUCAAUGUGAUUUCUGCAUCUGCCUUGAUACAACAGAGGGGUAUGGAUUUUUGUUUGUGGUGCUCAAAGUAUCCAAAACAAUUUCCGAUGUAUCAAUUCCUGUUACUUUGGAUUUCUUUGGCAGAAAUAACUUCCCAUAAAAAUUUGUAUGUCAGAUUUUCAAAAAUAUCCAGCUCAAGCAAAGAUAACUAACAUGUGAAUCAUUCACAUGAAUUUCCAAGCAGCGUUCCUAAAUGACUCAGGUUAAUGUUACUGUAAGGUUGUUUUACAGUCUUUCAGUUAAGAUUUUUCCAUCUGUGGUGUCUAAUUUAAAAUGUGUUUCCCCUCGUUCAAACAAUUUAGAAUGAAUUUAGAAUGAAAAGUGAAAAGCCCAAGUUCCCAAUGAAGUCUGUGGACAGUUUCUUUACUUAAAGCUAAUCAGUAUUUCUUCUUUAACAAAGGAUCAAAUGACAAUGUGUAACGUUAAAGGAGUUGCUUGAAAUGAUGAAUCCACAGAGAAUUAUCAUCCUAGUGCAGAUUCCCUCAGCCUUAUGAAGCAUUUUAGUGUCUUCUGACCAGUGGCACUCCUAAGGGGGGGCCAUGGCACAAUUCCUGGCUCACCAACUGGCCCCCUGGCAAUAAUAAUUGGAGGUAACAUUACUGUCUGUAAGAGGCUGUUGCAUGUGCAUCUUUUGAAACUAGACAAACUAUAGCAUACAUUGGUACCAACCAUGUCGACAUAGCUAGUCAGGAAAGGGGCUAAAUAGCACCCCAAAAUGCGGCAAAUUUUUUGGCAAUGCAACAACUGGCAUGGAAAUUUUCCAAGGAGUCCUUUAAACUCUCACGUCAAGAUAACUGAAUGAAAAUGGGUUCUGCUGGUACCCACGAGUCCACGAGGACAAUCUACUCCUUCAAAUUAAAGCUGUAUGUUUUCAGUCCAUGCACAUCAGAUAAUUAGUAAUAUUAACUGUAAAAUAAGAAACCAAAGUAUAUCAGUAUGCAACUUUCCAUAAUGACAUAGUUUUCAACUAGCCUAUAUACUUAAACAGCAUAAUGGGAUCCCAUAAAUUCAGUUAUGACUUUUGCUUUUGGUGUGUGACUCCAAAAUUUCAUUUCAUUCUGACUCUGUAUUUCUGUUUUACAGCCCCCAGUUUCACUGUGUGGGUUCACUCUCAAUGAUCUCAUCAGCAUCAUUUUUAAACAUAGCAGGCAGGUGUUUUAUUAAAUAAAAAUCCCCACUGUAUGCUAUCUGCUCUGCUCCAAAUGCCGACAGACAAAGUUAGUGACUAGUUGGUGACCAUAGUGGAGCAUUCAGCUGCGUGAGAGGCAGAGAUUUCCCUCAGGAGUCAGUGCAGAACAUUGGACCUACAUUCUACUACUAUCAGAUGGCCAGAAACACGGCUCCACAUGAAUGCUAAUGUUGCUCCGUGUCUGCUAGAUGUAAAUGUUUGACAACAAAACAAAAUCUGACGGAAAUCUGAGAGACUAAUAUGAACACCUGGACACACAAACCAAGACUAUCUGCGUGGUUAUGUAGCACUUGGAGAAGAUAUGUGAAGAUACGUUGUUUCACAGUUUGGGUGAAGUGACCCUUUAAAUGAGGAGCCUGAAUGGAUAGGAGAGUUAGUGACAGAAGGCAAGAGUUUGAUCGAGAUACUCAGACUCUGGAGACAACCUUCUUCCAUCAUGUCGCCCUGUGGUUCACAUCCUGACCCAACCUGGCUUGAAAUGUGUGUUUUUCAGUCACCUCAUCCAGCCUGGGCAUCAUAUACAGUUGGACUGCUUUAAUCAAGCCAUAUAAAAACUAAAUGUCUUGUUAUUGGAAACCAUGUCAUAGCAUUACUGCUGGGGUAAUGUAAAUAUUGUACGUGUGACAAAGUGUACCAUACUGUAUGUAGAGCUGACUGACUGAUCAAACUACCUAUGGAUGUGCAGUCAUAAACUGGAGCGACUGGAUGAUUUCAAUAAAGACUAGCUGUGACAAUUUUAAA